CGGCCUGCGGCCUCCGCCGAGCGGGUGGGCCUCCGCCGGGAGGGGACGGGACGGGACGGGAGGCCGGGCCUCCGCCGCCGGGCCGCCGCCGCCGCCGCCCAGCACCGCCCCGGGGCCUCCCGAGCCCGCAGCCCCCAGCGGCUGCGCCCAGCUCCAUGCAUGGAAAUCGGCAGCGCAGGACCCGUCGGGGCACAGCCCCUGCUCAUGGUGCCCAGACGUCCUGGCUAUGGCACCAUGGGCAAACCCAUUAAACUGCUGGCCAACUGCUUCCAAGUUGAAAUCCCAAAGAUUGAUGUCUACCUCUAUGAGGUGGAUAUCAAACCAGAUAAGUGUCCUCGGAGGGUGAACAGGGAGGUGGUGGACUCAAUGGUGCAGCAUUUUAAAGUGACAAUAUUUGGGGACCGUAGACCAGUUUAUGAUGGGAAAAGAAGCCUUUAUACAGCCAAUCCACUUCCUGUGGCCACUACUGGGGUGGAUUUGGAUGUGACAUUACCGGGAGAAGGUGGAAAAGAUCGUCCCUUCAAAGUGUCAAUAAAGUUUGUUUCUCGGGUGAGCUGGCACUUGCUGCAUGAAGUUUUGACAGGAAGAACCUUGCCUGAGCCUCUGGAACUAGACAAACCUAUCAGCACUAACCCUGUUCAUGCUGUCGAUGUGGUGCUACGACACCUACCCUCCAUGAAGUACACCCCUGUGGGCCGCUCCUUUUUCUCAGCUCCGGAAGGCUACGAUCACCCCUUGGGUGGCGGCAGGGAGGUCUGGUUUGGAUUCCAUCAGUCUGUUCGGCCUGCCAUGUGGAAGAUGAUGCUCAAUAUUGAUGUUUCUGCCACUGCCUUCUACAAAGCACAACCUGUAAUUCAGUUUAUGUGUGAAGUUCUUGACAUUCAUAAUAUUGAUGAACAACCGAGACCUCUGACUGAUUCUCAUCGGGUAAAAUUCACCAAAGAGAUAAAGGGUCUAAAGGUAGAAGUGACUCAUUGUGGAACGAUGAGGCGGAAAUACCGUGUUUGUAAUGUAACAAGAAGGCCUGCAAGUCAUCAAACCUUUCCUUUACAGUUAGAAAAUGGACAGACUGUGGAGAGAACAGUAGCACAGUAUUUCAGAGAGAAAUACAACCUUCAGCUGAAAUAUCCUCAUCUUCCCUGCCUACAAGUGGGACAGGAACAGAAACACACCUACCUGCCUUUAGAAGUAUGUAAUAUUGUGGCUGGCCAACGGUGUAUCAAGAAGCUAACAGACAAUCAGACAUCGACUAUGAUAAAGGCCACAGCAAGAUCUGCUCCAGAUAGGCAAGAGGAAAUAAGCAGAUUGGUGAGAAGUGCAAAUUACGAUGCAGAUCCAUUUGUUCAAGAGUUCCAGUUCAAAGUCCGGGAUGAGAUGGCCCAUGUGACAGGGCGGGUGCUCCCAGCUCCAAUGCUGCAGUAUGGAGGACGGAAUCGAACAGUGGCAACCCCAAGCCAUGGAGUAUGGGACAUGCGAGGGAAGCAGUUCCACACUGGUGUUGAGAUCAAAAUGUGGGCUAUAGCUUGUUUUGCAACGCAGAGGCAGUGCAGAGAAGAAAUACUGAAGGGUUUUACAGAUCAGCUGCGUAAGAUCUCCAAGGAUGCAGGGAUGCCGAUCCAAGGCCAGCCCUGUUUCUGCAAAUACGCCCAGGGUGCAGACAGCGUGGAGCCCAUGUUUCGACACCUCAAGAACACCUAUUCAGGGCUUCAGCUCAUCAUUGUCAUCCUGCCGGGGAAAACACCAGUGUACGCGGAGGUGAAGCGUGUGGGAGAUACGCUAUUGGGAAUGGCCACACAGUGUGUUCAAGUCAAAAAUGUCAUUAAAACAUCUCCGCAGACCCUUUCAAACCUGUGCCUGAAGAUUAAUGUUAAGUUAGGAGGAAUCAACAACAUCCUUGUACCUCAUCAACGACCUUCUGUGUUCCAGCAGCCAGUGAUCUUUCUGGGAGCCGAUGUCACUCACCCUCCUGCUGGAGAUGGGAAGAAGCCUUCCAUAGCUGCUGUUGUAGGUAGUAUGGAUGCUCAUCCAAGCCGGUACUGUGCCACGGUGCGAGUUCAGCGACCCCGGCAGGAAAUCAUCCAAGAUCUGGCCUCCAUGGUUAGAGAGCUUCUCAUCCAGUUCUACAAGUCAACACGGUUCAAGCCCACGCGUAUCAUCUUCUACAGAGACGGGGUCUCUGAAGGACAGUUUCGACAGGUUUUGUAUUACGAACUGCUAGCCAUUAGAGAAGCCUGCAUCAGUUUGGAGAAAGAUUACCAGCCUGGAAUAACCUAUAUUGUGGUGCAGAAACGACAUCAUACACGAUUGUUCUGUGCUGACAGAACAGAAAGGGUUGGACGAAGUGGCAAUAUUCCAGCUGGAACAACUGUAGAUACAGACAUUACACAUCCAUAUGAGUUUGAUUUUUACCUCUGCAGCCACGCUGGAAUACAGGGUACCAGCCGUCCCUCACACUAUCAUGUUUUGUGGGAUGAUAACUGUUUCACUGCAGAUGAACUUCAGCUGCUGACUUACCAGCUCUGCCACACGUAUGUGCGCUGUACACGAUCAGUUUCUAUACCUGCACCAGCGUAUUAUGCUCACCUGGUAGCAUUCAGAGCACGAUACCAUCUUGUGGACAAAGAACAUGACAGUGCUGAAGGAAGCCAUGUUUCAGGACAAAGCAAUGGGAGAGAUCCACAGGCCCUCGCGAAGGCUGUACAAAUUCACCAAGACACCUUACGCACGAUGUACUUCGCUUAAGUCAAUAAAAUGGGAGCAUACUCACUGAGAAGGAAGAACUGAAAAAUUAAGCCACAUACAAUGUAUGUUUCCAGUGGGGUUGGUUUAUGGGGUGUGCCUCCGAUCAUGCUGAAGUUGACACUGUGCAGGGGCGAGAGGCUAACCCUUAAAUUGACACAAGGAAGAUUGUUUACUUCAUCGAGGAACACAGCACUAUUAUGCAAUAUGAAACCAGCCAACUGCUUUUUUGGCGCGGUCUCCUGUAGGAAGCACCGCCAUCAUUUUUUUAUUUCUCGUAGUUUAACCCUCUUAUGCCUUUACCUCAAGUUGCUCGGCAGCACAACUAUCUUUGCAAAAAAAAAAAAAAAAAAAGGAUGGUGUAAUUAAAAAAAAAAGCAAACAACCUUUACAAGAACAAUCACAAUGAUUGUUUGGGAGAGGAAAGUGUGCAAAAAAAAAUAUUUUUUUUUUACCCCACUGCAUUGAGGAAUCUUUCUCUCAAUAUUGCCAUCAGCGUUCGAAUGUGAACAUAUCUGAGUACAUUUGAAUGUACAGCACUAACUAGAAAAAAUUGAAGGGAGGGAAGAUGUUUUGCACACUAAUCCAAUAAUUUGAACAUAGUUUAGCCAACUGCUGCCUUUGUCUUUCUUCACAGCUUUGGAGUCCUCAGCUCCAAUAGUUCCCUUUUAAAAACCAAACAAAGCUAGUGGUAUUAUGUGCAGGCAGUAGUGAUCCAAACUCUUCUUGCUCCCUGGUGAAUUUACUAAAGCUGCUGUUUUACCUAGUCCAAAAGUUUCAAUUAUUUUCUAUCUGGCAAGUCAAAUAUCUUGAAGCUUCACGUGAGAUCAGAUGUCCCAAGUUUUAUGGGAUUACAUAUAGCAAACACCAGAACUGAAACUUUAGAGCUAAGGUCUUUUUGGAAAAAGAAAAAUGCUAGUUUACUUGCUGCCUCUCACACCUUAAUGUGAUUUCAUAUGUAUGUUUUUGAAGUUUAGCUUCCUUUUGUUUCUUUUAUAUUUAUUAGAGUAAUAAUAAUGCUUUAAUUUAAUUAUUACAGAACAUAUGGUCAACAUCAACUUUUAUUUUUUAGAAAUGUAACCAUGUUUAUUUUUUAAAAAAACUGACAACUUGUUUUUGCUAUCUUUUAGUGCAAUAAGCGUUCUAAAGGAAAUCUGUGUCCAUUGAGCUGUACUAAAGCAGUGUUUGUACCACUAACUGUGGGAUAAUGGACACCUCCAUGAUUUUAAAAGGACAAAGUAAAAGCCUUAAUUUUGAAAGGAAAGUUUUAUAGUCAGAAGGAAUCUUGCAUUUUCCUUUUUUAAAUCAAAAAAAAAAAAAAGCAAAAAUGCUUCUAGAACUCUGCAAGCUUUACUUGUCACUGCAGUAUUUUGAUUUAACAAAGGAAUUGGCCAUAUUUUUGGCUUCGAAAUGUGGAGGAUAUUUGAAGUAAAUGAAAAGGGUUUUUUAUUAAGAUCUAAGUUUUUACAUGCUUAAUUAAAUCUAUUUGACAUCAAUAAAAUGUCUGGAAUUAUUAAAAGUUUUUAGGCUUUUUUCCUCUUUGAUAAUGACUUUCCUUUUAAAAUUAAGUUAUUGGUAACUUCAUUUCACUUUGCAAAUAAAGUAAGAGGGCUGGGAUAGUUCUAACUUCAAAUCACUGAAAUGUGAAACAAACUAAUGGGACUCUUUCAUUCCACUUUAAAGGUAAAACAAUAUUUAAGAUGUCAGAGAUGAGCAUUUAUUCAGUGAGGGGACUGGGGAGUUUUGCACUUUGUAAACUCGUGAACUGCAUUUUUGACUGUUUUUAUUUGCACUGGUUCAUAGUAUAUAUAUUCUGCAGAUCGUUUAUAUGGGCAUUGCUGUUAUCCCAGCCCUUCUGAUCUCCACCUGCUCUCCACAUGAAAACCAGUGGGUUGGUAUAAGUAGCUUAUCUCCUGUCAUUUAUCUCCUGAAAUCCGUUGUUUGCCAAUAUACUGUAUUUUGAGCCUAAAAUCUGAGCCCAUUUUGCUUCAACAGGCAUGAAUCUCCCCCACCUUUUCUGCCAGAAAACAAAGUACUGUAUUUUGUGCAUCUGUAUAUUGUAUGGAAAUGUACGUAGUGCUGUUCACAACACUGUCUCAAAGAGCUUUACUAAACAGUGUAUAUACGUAUUUUAUCUCCCAGUAUCCAGGAAGAUAAUGUUUUCAGCCUAACUUCGCAAAGUUACAAUUGCACUGGAAAUAGUCACGACGGUGGGCAGUUCGACGGUGGCUUUUGGGGCUCCUCAGAACAGGUUUGGGGUGAGCAGGGGAGAUUUGGCAGAUCCCGAGUCUCCUGGGGGCUGCACGCCUUGGCUGGAUCUGCAGGUUCAGGGUUGUCCCAGCCGUGCUCCUUGACUUCUUAAUGCACUUACUUUCAGCGCCUUCAAGUAAAACUGCUGCAGGGAGGUUGGUGUAACUGAAUAAUCUGAGCAAGAUGGUUUCCGAAUAGAUCUCUGAAAUGUUUUUCUUAGUCAGUGACCUGAUGGUUUUCUCUCAGAAGCAUUCUAGCUAGUAGUUCUGUUUAUAAAAGGUUCAGGUUAGGGUUUUUACAGAAAAUCAACGUUUUAAAAAAAAGAGUUUUUUUUAAAAAAGCUAUUUUACAAAGAUUUCUUGUGGAUUUCUGGCGUUUAGAUGAAGAAAAUUCCUUUUUAAACAGUCUUUUAAUGUUCCUUUCAGAGACACUGUACACUUCUCAUCCUGCCCACACUCAGUGACUAUGAUCUGAGAAGCUUUUUUUGCUUUCUACUUUCACCAAAAAAAUAAAUUAAAGCAAAUUCAUUGGGAAAGUGACUUAAACGCUAGCUUGACAAGCAAUUUUACCUGGUUUUCAUGUGAAGAGUAUUUGGAAUUUUUAAUCUCUAUUCUUGGUUUUGCAAAUAUCUACGUAAAGUGCCGAUACUUAUUUGUAUUAUGAUAUCAACUUACUGGCGUUGUGAGGGCCACACAUUUAUGAUGCUGUAGCUGCUAUAUUUAUUUAAAUGGAGAUGGACAAUUACUGCACUAAGGAAUGAGGAGAUAAGCAAGGAAUCAAGGUUAGAUAGAUAUCUUGGUUUUUUUUUUUUUUUCAAAAGAGAAUUAAUGGUGUGAAAUAUCAAGUGUAACAAAGGGUGCUGUCAUUUUAACUGAGAUUAAAUAGCCAGAUAUUCUUCCUUUGUUUAAAAACAUAUAUAUUUUGAUGUUUGCAGUUUGGGGGUGGGGGGUUGGGAUAAAUGGUACCUCAUCUGUGGUGGCAGUUUCCGGUAUAUUUUCAGAGUAUAUGGAUUUCUUUUAUUUUUGUACCUGCUCUCCUUUUGAAAAAGAAAAAAAAAAUCUCAAAUUUUAUGUGCUGUUUGGGGACACCUUGAGUGGCGUACCAGAUCCCCCUCUCUUUCUGGGAGCUGUCCCUGUACAGCCCAAAAAGGGACGCGGGCAAAGGCUGACAGUUCUACUUUGCAGACGUGCUGGCCUCGUUUAUAUGCCUAUCUAGGAAAAAAAAAAAAAAAAAAAAAACAGGUUCCUAUCUCCUAAGACACCGUACCAGUUUACCAGACCGAGACCUCGCUUGUACUUACAAGUGCCACUCGUUGCUUCCGUGGCAGGGAGCACGCUGGUAGGGCAUCGGCCACGCAGGGCGGGAGCUGCAGCGCUGGUACCGUGCCAAAGCGGGACCCACUCCCCCGGGACGGAGCCUUGCCGAAACCUGUGAUCUCUAGUGACUAGUAGAUCCAAAGUUGGAAGGGAGUAGAGCGUUUUGUAGUCGAGGCAUUAAACUUGCAACAUCUGCUAACAGAAUGACUGACUCCACUGUAAGUGGCUUUUUUUUUUGUUUGUUUUUGUAGGGCACUUCAGCUGUGGCCAUUCUACUCAGGAUCGGUGUAUUACUGUUAAAUGUGUCGUUUGGUCGAACACGUUCAAAAGUUGUUUCUGCAGAGCUCAUUCUGGCAUCCUUUUGGAAGUUUGGCCGUAGAAAUGAUUUUUCAGGAGUAAAGUGGAUUUCUGAAAGCUGUCAGUCAAAUUAUUUCAAGAUGCGAUUGGUCCUAAGCUAGAUUAGGUUCAUGUACAAAUUUUUGUCCUAUAAAAUGGUUAAUGUAAGAUACCAGAUAGUCAUCUUCUGUACAAAUUCCAGCUCUGAAUACUCGUUUUCUACUAGUCCUGAAGUUCACUCUGGUGAAAUUCCAAGCUCUGACUACAGUUCAAAAAGCUUGAGGCCUUUUUUUUUUUUUUUUACACUUCCUUCAUAUCUUGUCCUUUUUUGAUAUUUUCUCAGUUUUGUGAACUGAGGGUUUAGAACUUUACUCAAAGCACUUUUGUAACCAAGGAAUCAAAAGCUCAGAUUAUGUACCUUGAAACUAUCAAUUUGGUUUUCAGAGAUCAUUAUUUCUAAAUGGCCGUGUUGGUCCCUGCUCGCGCCAGGCGGAUUCUCUGUCCCUUCCAGUGCUCUGGAAUUCUUUGGCUGCUACUGGCAGAUUGAUUGGAUCCAGUGAAAAAAUCCGUAGGGAUGUCAAAGGGAAAGACCCCUGUCUUUCUUUUCUACCAAAAGGUGGUACUUUAGGUCAGUGUUGGGUAUUAGGAUAACAUUUUUGUUUCGACACAUGUUGAAAUAAAACUUCCCUUAGCCAAUUCGCUCAUUUUUUGUAAGCCUGAAAAAAAUAGUGGUUAGAGCUUGAGCUAAUUGAUGCUUUCUGCUAGUAGAUGAUUUUGUAUUUUUUCAGUUACGAAAGAGAUGCGUGUAGGAUCCUGAAUUUUACCUCCCUAGCAGAAUCUCAAGAAUCCCAAUCUCUAUAACACUAAAACAAAAAUAUUUGUCCCUGAGUAGGCGAAGGUGCAUAUGGAAGGGAAGGAAUUGCAGGAGGGAGGCUUGCGAGGGAGAAUGUUGAAGCCUCACUUAUAGAGGAACGAGGAUGGUGAUGGAGAGACUCCAUCCGCUCUGCAUCCCACGUGCCCUGGUCUUUUCAAAUUUUGUCUGAGGAGCCCCUCAGCUAACACGGGUAGUUAACAAAGGGUCCUUUUAAAACAAAAUGGUUCCACUGUUUAAAACUUGGAGUGAUUUUUAUUUUUUUUAAGCAAGACAGUCCUCAGAAAGUGCCUUUUUAGAAGAUGGUGCUGUAGAUUUUUAUUUUCCAGUUGUACGUGGCUGAAAAUUUAAGAUAAAUAAUUGAAAAUGCCAAGUGUUUGACGGUAUCUUUCAGGUACUUUCAAGCAUCAGUUUCUCUGAGUCAGGACCAAGAAUAACCUGGAAGGUGUUUUCAUUUGGAGGGAAAGGCAUUGAGGAGCGAUCACCAAAUUCAGCUGGUAGGCUAGAAUCAGUUUUGAUACUUAGUCAAUGCAAUUUGCCCCUUCACAUUGAGGGGGCACGUGGCUGGGGGGAGGCUGUAGGAGAAGCAGCAGCAUGGGGACGCUUUGGGCGUGAAAUGGCAUCCGUACCUUGUGAAGGACGUUGUCUCCUAGAUGUAGCAAGCACCCAAAGAUGAAGCAGGCAAGCUGAAAGCUAUCUAAAGACUUACGAGAUGGUCAGUCCUACUGUGAGCAGACGUCACGCAGCUUGUGUUUGUAAAGGAGUGAUUUGCAUAUAUUAUUGGGACUUCUAAUUCCUAACUGUGAGUUUUGGUGUAACAGCCUGGUGGGGUGGGUGGUGCUGCCCUGGUCAGACGGUUGAAGAUGCUGUGGGUCCAUAGUGAGUUUGGUGAGCAUUCCUCCAGUCAGGAAAAGCUGUAGACUAGACUAUUAAACACUGCACCUCAGUAACCUUGUAAUGCUGCAUAAAGUAAUAAUAAUAGCAAAGUUCUGCUUUGAUUACACUGUAAUGUGCUUGCACAUGCCUGCAAAAAAUACACACAACUUCAUUUUUGUAAUGGUCUUAGUAGCAGUUUUCAGACUUUUUCUUUUAUGAUGAACCUUGUCCUUUAUUGUGGUGUUUCUGUAUAUUUAUUGGUAAUCUGUGUGCAGCUCAUAGGUCUGUGUGUCUGGUCUGUAUGUUGCCUUUAACACUUUUAGGUGGGAGAAGUUUCUGAAUGUUUUUUUUCUUCUCUGAAGUCAGCUUAACUCUUAAGUCAUGUUUGAGAAGAUACUGAAUAAAACAACUUGAUAGACAGCCUCAUUUAAUUGGUACCUUGUUUUUUGAAUUGAAAGCUAAAAUGAGUUUGUGUUCAUUUUUAUUACUGUUCAUACAGUAUUGGGCAUUUAAGAUGUAGAAUAAUUUGAUGUCAGGAUAUUUCUGAGUAUCAGGAGCUUAAGCAUAAAAUUUCCACUUUAAUUGCAAGUGGUAUCGUUGCAGGAGUAUGUUUGUGUCCAGGCUUUUCCUAGGAACAAGCAGAGCUUUUUAACAUUUGUCAACUAGGACGCAAUCAGUGAAAUAGUUUGGGUGUACAAUUCAAGAGUGGGGACAGUGACCCUUGUCUGGAGUUGCUGACACCCCUGCGUUUGAAGGGACUCUGUCAGAUUAGCUGGCAAAAUAACACUGUUGCUUAUGCUACCCACAGAGGCCACGAAACAAAUACCUAACUUUUAGCUGUGUAGAUUUCUUCUGAUUGAAGUUAGAGAAAGGAACUGAUGUUUCUCGUAGCUGAACAACUUUCUUGUUUUAGUACAGUGCCCAAUGCUACUCUCUUGGUAUUUAAGCUUGCAAUGAUUUUAAAUUUUAUGUUCCCAAUUUCUUAAUGUUAUUAGGCUAGGAUUUAGAAAGCAUUUUUUAGUCUAAAUUCUGAGCCAAAAUCGUCUUCUAUCUUUUUUAGUAGUAGCUGUUUUUAUCUUUUAGACUAAAAAGGGCCAAAAAAUCUUGUACCAUCAGCUUGUUUGCAGCAAUACUCUCCAUCUCUUUCCUUGCCUAUGAACCAGUUUCUUUUCUAUCUGUAUUUAGAUUUACUGAAGCUGUUGAGAUUUAUAAAUUCCUGCCUUCUCUUUCUAUACAUUGCAAAUGUGAUCAAAAGAAAUGAAAUGGAUAGACUUGCAUCUGACGAUGCUGGUUUCUGUCAGGCACAGAUCUCUUCCAAGAAGUCUUGCCUUGCUGAUGAACUGUAGCACAUAUGGGUUUAAUUACAAUAGAAAUGGUCUGUGUAUUUCUUUUGCAUUCAUUGGAGGGUGCAUGAUGCUUUAACGUAUCCAAUUUAAAUACAAGCUAAUAAAUUGCUGAAGAUGUAGACACGUGAGUAUAAUAUUUCAAGUGAAGAAAGAAAAAUCAUCAUUUUUCCCGGCAAAGUUUGAGAUUUUCUGUAAUUGAUACUACUCAUAGUAAAUUGUGCUGUGCUGGGAUUAAUCCUAAAAUUGAACUGACUCAGCUGUGUGUUUUAUGAAGAGGAGAAGAAAUGGUGGUGGUGACUAUGCUAUCAAACCAAUAGCUGAAAGCUCUGAAAAUGCAAGGGGGAAACUUGUCUUCCUCCCCAAAGAGCUGAAUAUACUGAAAAAAUCUUAUGCUGCUAGAGCCUUGUGAACCUGUAUCUUUGUAUCCGCAGUUUACUCAAGUCCCCACAAGUGACUACUUCAAAAAAAACUAAUACAAGAGGAGGGAAGCUUUUUUCCUGCAUUUUUUAAGCAAGAGUGCCUGUUCACCUCCAAAAAGGAACGCACUGAGAAGCCGGUGGCAGUGCCUGUAACAGCUGCGUAGUUAAAUCAGAUUAUCUGUGCUCUGGAUCUAAAUCUUGAAGCUACCUUACUUGGUUCAAAACAGAUAAAAAAUCCAGUAGAUCGGUGCUACUUGAAACAACGGAGCCAAGGGGUUUUGCGAGCAAUAUCUAACCCCUCCAUUAAACGCAGAUACUCUGAUAGAUUUCUGGUUAUUAUCUUCAGGCAGUUGACGCUGACAUGUGCCUGGCUACCGAGAAAAGCAGCAGGCAGUUGUGGAGUGAAUGUUGCUGUAGCACUGCAGUUGCUCUGCUCUUCCUCAGCUCUUAACCUACCUCCCCGCUUCCCUCGCGCAGGAUCACUGCUGUCUGUGUAGAAUUAGCGAUGUUGAGGACGUUUUAGCUGCGUGCAAGGCGAUCAGCUCUGCCUGGAUGAGAGGCAUGGUGGCGAUGAAAGCAACUGCCUGUAGGGAUAAAGGCUUCGGUAGAGGUUGGGUGGGUGUUAAUUGAGCUAUGGUCAGCCCGAGCCCUUCAGGGAAGCUGAUGGGAGCCUGAAAUGGUAACUUCGGUGUCCCGGACUGUUUGUGUCAGACUUGAACUCAUUGAGAGCAAGCAUGUGCCUUUUUCUGAUCAAGGACAGAAGCUAGAAAAACUUGCAUUCGCAUUGAUAACGUGGUUAAUAUUUUUCUUGAACCGGUCUUAAACGCGAAGUCCUUGGUCAGAAUGGAGUUUGUUUUGGGUUGCAUUAAUCAAAGUGAGCCCUGAAUUAGAACUACCCAGAGAGGAGGAGCUUUUAAAAUUAGUGGUUUCUGGAGAGUAAUGUCAUCAAAUAAACGUACUUCCUGGUAGACUUGCAAUUUUUUAAAUGAACCUUAACUUUGAUAUGUUUCUCUGUUGAGAAUCAUUAAUUCUGCCUUUGUUUGAAUGUUACCUGUCCUGUAAUGUCUUCACUCUUCGCUGUGCUCCUGCAGCUUUCUGUACACUCCUUUGCUCCUUUCCCCCGCCCCAUCUGGUGACUGUAAGGACCUGAGGAAUGUUGUCUGGUGAAUGUAGGGGAGCAGUGCAGAAGUCUGGUGAAGUGGGAACAUGGUGGCGAGGAUUAAACAUCACGGAUGAUAAUUCUUGAAGAACCAUCUUGCCAGCAGCUGAGGGUAGUGAUGUCUCUGCACAGAGCUGUGUGGUGUCUUGGGUAUGGAAAGGUUUAGCAAAGUGGCGUGAGAGGGAGAAAAGAGCCUCUCCUUUUACAUCAGGGUACUAAAGGCAAGGCUCUUGUAUGCUGGGUGCUGCACAAAAGAAGGCACCUGUGUCCUUAGGGGCUAGUUCAGGCUUAAAGCUGCUGUGAAAGUGGAUUUUGAGAGAAAAAUGGAAGAGCUUUUAGAUAGGUUAUAUUUUAUGCAGCUUUAAGGUACUGGUGAGUUAUCUAGCCAGGAACUCUGCAAUCGAUGCUGGCUCUGAAACGGGUUCCCUCUCUGACUUCAGGUAAGUGCUUUUGCCUCUGGUUUUUGCCCUAUCUAAGAAAUGGAUGAGAUGACUCCCAUCGCCUUACGAGAGCUAGCUAUAAGUGUUCUGAGGAUGAAUCAUGUUGUGGAAGUGCUAAAUUCUUGAUACACAUCUGUGUACCUUCUUACAAGUUUGCUUCUUCACUUAAUACAGUUCUGUUUGAAAUCUGUCUGUCUCUGACAUGAGCCUGUGCUCUUUGCUUAUAUCUCAUCACAGCAAUGCCCAAGGAAGGCAUUUGGGAUUGGUCUCAUAAUGUUUACCUGCUGCUUUCUUUUAAGAUGAUCUUCUGUUUCCAUUUGUUGCCAAAUAGACUCAGAUGGCAAGUUUAUUUAAAUUAAAGGUUUAUUUUCCAUUGCUGAGGAUCUCAUAGGUCUUUCAUACACAUCUGGUAGUUGAAAAAUAACUACCGUAAUACUAUCUAGCAACACAGAAAAAUAUGAUUAUGUUGAAUUUAGGGCUAUGCUAGCCCAUAAAUCGUAGGUCCACAACCAAUUUAAAUACAGAUGUGCAAAAAUUAGAUAUUAAGAUACUUACUAAUAAUUUUUCAUAAUGCUUACACUUGCAAAUCUCUUAAAUACAUUCAAAACCAGUUUCUUUGAUAUAAAAUUGAUGUUUUGCAGGUUAAUGCUUGCUCAGACAUACGAGCGAAGUAAUACCCACUGGGGCAGUACUAAAUUUAAACUUUUGAAGUUUUUGAACCUGAUGGUGUGCAAGCAAAGUAGAAACUUGAGUAAUGCUCCUUAAGUGGAGAGGAGAAUUGAGUGCUGGAAAAAUCUCAGUGUGAGGAAGACUGCUGGAGAUGAAGUUUGUCUUCUGACUUCUGGCAGCUCUGCAGUCGUGAAUGGCUUCUUUAGGGUAAUCGGUUUUGUACAUCACUUUCCUCCUGUGGCUAUAGUUUUCAGUUUUCUUUGGACUUGAUUUCUAUUCUUCAGCAAAAUGUUCUCAUUCUGCAGUUUUCAGUGUUGAAUCUAGCCUUGAGAAAACUUAAUGGUGUUUUUCUGUAGAUAAACCUGCUUCUAGAGAGUUGCGUUUUCUGUCUGUUUUGCAGACAACUGUGAAACGCCAGCCUCAGCACAGCAAUAGAGUUGACAGAACAAGUUCUUAGUCCGAGAUGAUUUUACAGGCUUGUUGCCCAGCCUCUGCUGCCAUGAUCAGUGACACCAGUAUAUAGACCCUGUGUUCUGCAGGUCAGGCAACGAACUUUGUGCUCACACAGGGUAUAGAUCUCCUCCUGGCUGUUGUAUUCUUGUCUCUUCCUGUGGUGUAAGCAGUUAAGCUUCCCCAGGUAGCCUCUUGGUGGAUAAAUGGUAUUGUUGCUUGUUGGGGGGUGGGGGGAGCGAGGCUGUUUGAAUGGCCUAAAGGCAUUUGAUCAUAGAUAAGAACAUUGUCUAUCAAGAGGUAUUACUAUAAAGCUUUCACUGUAAUUGGUAGCAUUCAGUUAUGAGCCAGUAUGGGUAUUAAAAUAUCUUCAGGAGAUGCUGGCUCAGGUGGCAUAGUGCGUGCCAUAAACAUUGCUAGUGAUCAAUCUGUAUUUGUGUAGGAGACUUCUGGAAGCAAUGUUGUGCAUAUAAAUUUUGCGUAUUUAAUAACAUGUUUAAAUGAAAAAAAAUAAAUUGUGCUGUUUGGGAUUCCUUUUCAGAAUAAAAUUCUAAUAAAGCAGUCCGGUGGAUUGAGAUUCCCUUCUAUGUGUAUGUCUUGCUCUUUCUCCUGUGCUGGUAACUGCUCCCCUCUCGUUAUGGUGUUACCAUUGCUUAAGCAGGAAGCCCAAUGUGUUCCCACCAUGAAGGUACUGGGGCUUGUCAAAGCAAAAGGGAAUUGUUUCAAGAAUAAAGUAGAGCUGUGGCUUGAGACAUUGCACAAAUCGAUUGUAGACGGAUAGCAAACAAACUGGUAAAAGCCUUUAUUUUUACUUAACCAUCUUGACCAUGUGUGCCUAUUUGUAUUGCGGAUGUGGGCUGCAGCCAUGCGGGGUGGGAGGGAAACCAUGCGUCGGUGUGUUUUGAGGUGUACUCGCUAAGCAGAAGGGGUGUCCUCUGCCCGUUCUCCCUUUCCAGAGAAAUUGUUCUUGCCAAAAUUUUCUACCUGUUGCAAGAGUUGCUUUCUUUCCAGCACAGUAAAAUGUCAACUUUCACUGUCCCUCCCCUCUGGUAGGCAUCUGUAACCUCUGUACGACUGUGUAUAGUACACACAACAGUCAUCAGAUCUCUGCUGGCUUUAGAUACCAUCAAGUUGGGUGUAUUGUAAACCAACCGUAUUCAUUUGAAAAAAAAAUAAAUUUUUUUGGAA
Molecule: messenger RNA, 14059 nt
Organism: Cygnus atratus (black swan)
Lineage: Eukaryota; Metazoa; Chordata; Aves; Anseriformes; Anatidae
Product: protein argonaute-3
Exons: 19
Coding region: 160-2742 (860 amino acids)
Biological process (GO): regulation of stem cell proliferation; regulatory ncRNA-mediated gene silencing
Molecular function (GO): RNA binding; protein binding
Source: RefSeq, a predicted model, not a curated record